AUGGCUGAAGCAAUCGAAAAAUCAAACUUCAUUCUUAUCUGUAUGUCGAGUGAUUAUAAGAAAAGUACUAAUUGUCAAGCAGAGGCUGAAUAUGCAUUUAAUCGCAAGAAAACAAUUAUUCCGCUCAUUGUCGAACCAAAAUUUAAAGCAGACGGAUGGCUCGGCUUUAUUUCUGGAAAUAAAAUUUAUAUCAACUUUGCUGAUAGAGAGCAUAAUGAAUUUGAAACAGUCUACAAAAUGCUUCUUGUUGAAUUGCAACGCAAUGGCCUUGCUUUGUUGCAGUCGUCGACUACUUCAAGUUGCUCAAGUAGAGAUUCGGACAAAAGAAAAUACGAACGACCAAGACCAUCAAUAUUCGAGUCAAAACUGAACACUCAACCAAUGCAAAGCGUCUAUACACCAAUGCCUUCAACUCCUCUAUCAAGAUAUCUUCGCAUCACACGAAUCGAUAAUUGGGACACAAAAAAUGUUGUCGAAUUUCUUGUUGACAAUGAUUUGAAAAGUCUACUGCCGAUAUUGAAAGGUACUGAUGGUCAUGGUCUUAUUGAACUUUAUCGAGUCUACGAGCGUUCGCCAAACAAUCUUUAUAAAAUUUUCAGUAAAGAUAGGCAAAGGAUUUCACUUGGAACCUUUUUCAAAUUCAUCGGAGUUUUGAAAAAAUUUAUUUGUACUACUGAACAAUAUUAAGAAAAACAAUUAUCGAAAAAAAACUUUUUUCAUUAAAGUUGUCUCUUGGAUUUUUCAGUCUAACGUUAACGUUGCUAAUAGUAAUAAAUGUAACUUGACUUUAUAUCUCGAAAAAGUGACACAUCUACGAGAGAGACUAUUGUGUCAUUGUCCAGUGUUCCAUAAUAAACUGCUCAAAAGGAAAGCUCUUCCGUUAUCUUUCCUUCCGAUUUCACUGAUUUUGUUUUGCUUAUAUAUACUACAUGGUUCUCUGAAAAAAACUCUAAAAUGGUUUGGAUUCCUAUUGAUAUCUGAUUAAACUCUAGAGCUUUUAAUAUAUAGAUUUUCUGGAUCUCAGGUUUUCGUUGCACUCAUAUCUUGAACACAGUCUUUUUGAGAUAUGACGAUUUCGACAAACAUUUGUUACAUACGCUAGCAAUGGAAAAGGGUCUAUAUCUUGAAAAUUUCAUAUUUCCAAAAGACUUUGUUUCAAUCUUGUGAAUUUUUUUUUUAAUGAAAGCUAGUCUAGUUGAAUUUUCUAAAUGUGCAAAGUUUCAGAUCAAAGUUCAAAAAUACGAGUGUUCCGAAAACUUGAAAGUCUACUGUGACUUCUAGAAAAAUGCAUGUUCACAAUUCGAUAGUUUAGUCACACAUCCAUAAGAACCCAAAUCCUUUUAGGGUUUUGAUUAGAACUGUAUGUAACAUCUACGUGACCCAUUGCAAAAAUAUUGGAUAACAUUCAGAAGUAGAAUUUUUAAUAGCACAGUUCUCUUAGAAAUUUUACCUUAAAAAACUGAUUGAUCUCUCUAGGCUUUUGGAGAUGACCUGUUGAAGAAUAAUGUUGUACAGAAGGCUUCAUUUUUUUCAUGACAUACGUUCGUUCUCUAGCAUAAAAUAGGCUUUAUUUUGUAUAAAAUCCAGGAAAUUUUCUAAACUAUUACAAAUUAACUUAAUAUAUAUAUACAUACGAGAGUUUAUUUAAUAAUGUAGAAUAGUAUUCAAAAUUUAUCAUACAGAUCUUAUGAAAAUAUUUGUAAAUUUAGCAAUCAUAUUCCAAACUAUGACCAUAUUAGUUGAAAGGAUGAGAAGAUAAAAAAACAUAAUCAAAGUGAACUCUAUUAUAUAACACAUCUGAAUUAUGGUCUUACAAGUUUAGUUGCCGAUGCAGAAAAUCUCUUUGAACAUGUAUUUUAUAAUUGUGAAGUACAUUUUUACGAUAAUGUGGAUGAUAGACAUAGGCAAAUCAUUAUGGAAGUAGCAGUUAAAAACACAUGAAACACCAUCUUCUUUAUGUGAAGCACGCUAUCUUGACGACUAGUUUUUAACUGAUUUUUUUCAACGUCCAUCAAUGUAAAUAUGUAUAAUAACAACGCACUCUAAGUAUUUUUAUCAGCAUAGGUUCUCUUGAUAUAGUUUGACAAAUCCAUGAUCAACCAUAUCCUUCUUAUUAGGCAUGCACCAAACCCAAACCGUUUGGGUUUGGUGAGUUUGGGUAUUGAGUUUGGGUUUGGGUUUGGGUUUGGGAUAUGAGUUUGGGUUUGGGUUUGGGUUUGGGAUAUGAGUUUGGGUUUGGGUUUGGGUUUGGGUAUUGAGUUUGGGUUUGAGUUUGGGUUUGGGUUUGGGUUUGGGUAUGGGUAUUGUGUUUGGGUUUCAGUGUCAGUUUGCUACAUUAACCC
Messenger RNA from Rotaria sp. Silwood2, 2342 nucleotides. Lineage: Eukaryota; Metazoa; Rotifera; Eurotatoria; Philodinida; Philodinidae. The record is from the annotation of a GenBank genome assembly.